GAUAGCAAGUCCUAGUCAGAGCUGCCGCUACAUCCAGGAGAAACAGCAGUAUCUGCGGUUCCCACCCUCCAAGGGGGCCUGGUGGGGGGCGGUGUCAGGGGCAUGGACACCACCCCCCAAGGGUCUCUGCUGCCGGCUCCUGUCCUCUCCACACGCUCCCCUCUAGGAGCCCAGCGGGCGCCCGGCGCGCGCGCGCGGAACUGCCCGCCGCCGCCAUGGCGCAGGAGAACGCCGCCUUCUCGCCGGGGCCCGAGGAGCCGCCGCGCCGCCGCGGCCGCCAGCGCUACGUGGAGAAGGACGGCAGGUGCAACGUGCAGCAGGGCAACGUGCGCGAGACGUACCGCUACCUGACCGACCUGUUCACCACGCUCGUGGACCUGCAGUGGCGCCUCAGCCUGCUCUUCUUCGUGCUCGCCUACGCGCUCACCUGGCUUUUCUUCGGCGCCAUCUGGUGGCUGAUCGCCUACGGCCGCGGCGACCUGGAGCACCUGGAGGACACGGCGUGGACGCCGUGCGUCAACAACCUGAAUGGCUUCGUGGCAGCCUUCCUCUUCUCCAUCGAGACGGAGACCACCAUCGGCUACGGGCACCGCGUCAUCACCGACCAGUGCCCCGAGGGCAUCGUGCUGCUGCUGCUGCAGGCCAUCCUGGGUUCCAUGGUGAACGCCUUCAUGGUGGGCUGCAUGUUCGUGAAGAUCUCGCAGCCCAACAAGCGCGCCGCCACGCUUGUCUUCUCCUCGCACGCCGUGGUGUCGUUGCGCGACGGGCGCCUCUGCCUCAUGUUCCGCGUGGGCGACCUGCGCUCCUCGCACAUCGUCGAGGCCUCCAUCCGCGCCAAGCUCAUCCGCUCGCGCCAGACGCUGGAGGGCGAGUUCAUCCCGCUGCACCAGACCGACCUCAGCGUGGGCUUCGACACGGGCGACGACCGCCUCUUCCUCGUCUCGCCGCUCGUCAUCAGCCACGAGAUCGACGCCGCCAGCCCCUUCUGGGAGGCGUCGCGCCGCGCCCUAGAGAGAGACGACUUCGAGAUCGUGGUCAUCCUCGAGGGCAUGGUGGAAGCCACGGGAAUGACAUGCCAAGCUCGGAGCUCCUACCUGGUGGACGAGGUGCUGUGGGGUCACCGCUUCACAUCAGUGCUGACCCUGGAGGACGGCUUCUAUGAAGUGGACUAUGCCAGCUUCCACGAGACCUUCGAGGUGCCCACACCCUCGUGCAGCGCCCGGGAGUUGGCCGAGGCCGCAGCCCGUCUUGAUGCUCAUCUCUACUGGUCCAUCCCCAGCCGGCUGGACGAGAAGGUGGAGGAGGAGGGGGCUGGGGAGGGGGCCGGGGAGGAGGCUGGGGCUGACAAGGAGCAGAAUGGCUGCCUGCCACCCCCAGAGAGUGAGUCCAAGGUGUGAGUGACCAGUCUCCUCCAGACCUCUGUGGCAGACCGGGGCCCAGACACAGGUGUACAGGGGAGCUGGCUGUCAGAGGUGGAGGAGGCAGGCAAGACCACUGCGAAUGUGCUGAAGUUGGAGAGGCCCCCUCAGAAGCUCGAGUGUAGGGUCCCACAUGGAAGGGAAAGGUCCUUAUUUGAGAAUAGAGGGUAAGAGAGGGAACAUAGCAGUCUGUGUUUGACCUUCGUGUCUGUUCACAGGAGGAUGGAUGGACAGAGGGAUAGACUUGUUGGGGGAUAGAAGGUGGUGGCAGACAGAGGCAGCUGACGGGUGGGACCGAAUGACAGGGCUGCCACUAACCCACAGAGGACCUUUGUGCAAGCUCCAGAAAGAUACCCUUCCCCUUCCAACAAAGCCCCGAAGCCAGGGUGCAUGCUCGGGGAACAGAGUGUGGGAGGCAGUGCAGCCCCCACUCACUUCUCCAGCCAGCCUCCCCGGGUAUGGCACACCUGUCCAACUGGACACCGUACUCCAAGCUGGGCCAGAGCAGGUAAAGCUGAAUGGUGGUGGGUACAGGUGACGAAGGUGCCCUCCCAGCUGCACCCCUCCCACUGUGCCGGUCUGAGCAGGAGGAUGAAGGACUGCAAAGGAAACUCAGCAAGGUGUCAGUGACCUUAGCCCAGAGGCAAGCAAGUAGGAAGUGGAGGGAGAUGUCAGAGCUGGGGGCCCUGGAGCAGGGCCUGGGAAGAGAUCGGCAUGGCUAUUUUCUGAGAGUGGAAUGAGAUCUUGCAGAUACCGCUGCAAGGGCAGGAAGGGAGAGAGAAGUGCUGAGGAGGAAAGGGGGCCAUGGGAGAGAUCUAGAAAGUGGGUUCGCUAGAGCCGUACCACAAGGGUCCCUGGGGAAGGCAGAGUUUGUCCUUGGGGCACCAGUGGGGGUGUUGCUGAAAUCAUUGAUCGGUACCAUGGGGAGUAGACCUUCAAAGACCUGGCUCUUAGCCCGGGGAUACUGGGCAUAUGGGAACUGUACCUGUGGCAGCUGAGCAAGGUGUGGUUCCUUCCAGCUGCGAACUGUGCAGUCUCUCAGAGCAGGGGGUGAAAGGGUUGUGUUCAUCAGAAAGCCCGGGGUUGAGUAACUCAGAGGAAAUGACGUCAACCCAGUUUGAAAAUGCCCAUGUGGGUCAGUCACCUGGACGGCAUGUUUAAACACGGAUUGCUGGGCCACACUCCCAGGGUUUCUUACUCAAUAGUUCUGGGCGGAGAUCAAAAAUAAGGCAUUUCCAACCAGCUCCCGGGUCCUGCCUGGGGGUCACCCUCUGAGAACUGCUGCUGUCACAAGAUCUUGGAGACCUUAUCAGGAGAUGGAGCACAGACGCUGAGGAUCCUGGGGCAGCCAGCAAGAGAAACAGAAAGGGUAGCAUGGAGGGGAAGGCAGAGGGGGACCUGAAACCCAGGCUGAAGGGUGUAACUUCUGGCCCAGGAGCUCAGCGGUCAGUGGGAACAGGGCAAUGACAAGCUGAGGUGGCUUUGGGGAAGACGAGAGGGCAAGAUAGGCAGGAUGAGGCUUAAGGGGAUUCCUGGGAGGUCACGGGGAGCCCGAGCAGGAGAGGCUCCAGUGGCAAAGGAAUGCGCCCCUUGAGAGACUUGGAGAAGCAGAGCUGACUGUGGAAGAAAAAGAGAGAAGGACCUGGAUGGGCUCACAGCCUGCUUUCUGCCCAGCUGGGACCAGGGGCCAUGGAGGCACACGUUCCCGCCCCAACUCCAGCCCUUCCUAGUCUCUUCCCAGCCAUGCUAGGAUGGUGAGGGGAGAGUCGUGGCAAGUGAAGAAGGGGCAGGAGCGUCCAGGGACCUGAGGCUGGCCUCCUGGAAGAGUCCUACCCACGAAGCAGGAUGUGUGAGGGGCCAGUCCCCGGCUGGGACGCCAGGGUCCCCUGGGAGCAGGGGAAGCAGUCACAGAGGCAGCCUCAGAGGACCCAAGCUGCCAUCCCCUCCUGUCAGUCUAGGCACGGUCACAGGACCACCCGAGUCACCCUCAAAGACGGGGUUUCCAAACGCUGGCAUCAGCUGUCCCCUCAAGAACAGACGGAUGUUGGGGCAGAACAUGGGAGUGAUUUUGAUUCAAUUCAGUGUAACAGGUGCAGUGCAGACAGGUGUGGGGGCUGCCCAACCCCAUACACACAGGCACACGGUGGUUAGCCCAGGCAGGGACACUGAGGCUGGGACAGGCCUCCUCCUCCCCCUGGAAGUCACCGAGACCCUGCCACAUGCCUCCUUGCCACCGUCCCCACUCAGGGCACCACCACACGGUGCACACAGUCAGGAGGCCCGGGUUCUGGUCCUGACACUGACCAUCACUUUUAGCUCUAUGAUGCUGGGCAAAGUCACAUCACUUCUCUGGACCUGAUUUCUCAUCUGUAAAAAUGACAUUUAGCAAAUCAGUAAUGCUCAAUAAAUGUCUAAAUAACUAAACCGAAA
This is a messenger RNA of Oryctolagus cuniculus (rabbit), 3848 nucleotides long. RefSeq names its product potassium inwardly rectifying channel subfamily J member 9 (gene KCNJ9). Gene Ontology annotation, molecular function: G-protein activated inward rectifier potassium channel activity. NCBI's taxonomy places the organism in Eukaryota, Metazoa, Chordata, Mammalia, Lagomorpha, Leporidae. Gene Ontology annotation, cellular component: plasma membrane. Gene Ontology annotation, biological process: potassium ion import across plasma membrane; regulation of monoatomic ion transmembrane transport. The record is from RefSeq and is a predicted model, not a curated record.